Molecule: messenger RNA, 975 nt
Organism: Mycena citricolor
Lineage: Eukaryota; Fungi; Basidiomycota; Agaricomycetes; Agaricales; Mycenaceae
Source: the annotation of a GenBank genome assembly
AUGUCCUACAUGGAGGACGAGGCCCACACCCCUACCCCCGAGCAGCGACUCGGUAAUCUGGAGGAAUCCAUGCAACGAAUGGAGGGACUUCUUGACAGUCUCCUCCGAUCACAGGUACAACCUCCCCCUGCCCCUGCCCCUGCCCCGCCUCCGGCAGCGGGUCCAGGCGUUUUUAACGGCCAAGCGGCCAACUCACGACCUCUCAUCCGCCCCAACCCCCCCUUUGCGUUCGAUGGGGAUCGCACCCAGGGCAAGACGUUUCUCCAUUCCGUCAAGCAGUACUGGCGCCUCCUCCCCGAGGCCUUCCAUGUGAACGGGGUGGUAUCAGAAGAGAAGGUGGUACGCUUUGCCCUCUCCUACAUGUCCAAGGACUCGGCGGCCUCCUGGUCGGAACGUAUGUCAGAGCGCCUCGUCUUCCCAUUCCCGACCUGGUCUUCCUUCGUCGCCGAGUUCAAGCUCCGGUUCGUUGAGGAGAACGAGCAAGACCACGCCCUGGCACGGCUGGAGACCCACGCCUACUACAUGGGAUCCCGCGACGUGUUCAAAUACACGGACGAGUUCGACGACCUCCUCGACUUGGCGGGAUACUCCGACAACUUGGUCAAAGUCACCAAGUACCGGGCGGGUCUAGACCCCAGGAUCAAUCAGGCGAUCACGACCUCCGGUAACCCGCCUAGCCUCACAAACUACUCGGAGUGGCGUACCCGUGCAUUCUGCCAGUACAACGCCGAGGUGGCUGCCCGAGCUGCACGAGGACAGGUGUUCUCCCCAUCCCGCGCUCCGCCUCCUGCGGCCCCCCGCCCUCGCCCCAUGGCUCCUCCGUCCUCCCACCGGGCAUUCCCAUGGAUAUCGACCGAACCCGAGCCCGCACCGGUGUUCGUCGCACCUGCUUCCGAUGCGGCAGCCCAGGACACCUGGCCCGAGACUGCCCGACCCCCGCUGAUGUCCGGCACGCUGACGUCCUGGACGAAGUGA